UAAGGAUCUAUAGGAGGAGGGGGGUAAUUAGAGUGUGAUGUGGCCGGAUAACACCCUGUUUACAGUAAAGAGCAGACAAUUGAUAGGACAAGGGCGGUGUAAUGUCAACAAGCUGGAACACAGGGAGAGGCGGCCUGACAUUGCUUUCACACACGUCUCUCAGCUCUGUGCCUGGGAGGGGGCACUUAUAGGGCACUUGUGGCGCUGCCAGGGCUGGACGAGGAGAUGCAGAGGGUCACUGAGGAAGAGCUGCACAACUUCCUCCUGAAUACGUGGGAUGGCCGCCACCGUCGCAUCUCCCAAAUGGUGGAAGAGGUGCAGAGCGUUAUGCUGAAGCUGACAUCACAGAUCAGUCUCUGGGACUCCAGGUUUCAUAGUAUCUCCAACUCUGGGAUCCAUAGUGACAACCUGAAGGUUCUGGCUCCUUCUCAGCUUCUGGUCACCGUUCCUCUCUGUGGCCUGACUGGAUUUCGGCAGAAAAGCUCACGACGUUGGCGUUAUUACACUCCAAGUGGGGUUCGGCUCCUGACUCCUGUUAUAGAGCCAGAAAAACGGCACCAGUGGUUGGAAGUUGAGCAGUUCCAGAAAAGCUCCCCCCACUGGCAUGAGAGUGAUGUCAACUUCCAGGGAGACCUUGUACCCGCACGUGUGCUGAGUGUCUUCCAGGGACUUCUUCACCGAGCUAUCCCGUCUUGUAACCUCUCUGACAGGGUAACCAUGAUGGAGUCGGUCGGUUCAGCAACCAGAGUGAACGUGGAGACUUCUGUGAACAUGGUGGAAGUGGAGAUGGUACCAAUGGUGGAGAUUCCUGGAUGUUGGCCUAGGAAAGCUCGGUGGCCCCGGUUCUUUAAGAGGUGGCCCGCCAAGGACAGAGCGCGGUGUGUUAAGUCAUUCGGUUUUGACCUUAUUGCUCGAAAAAAUUACCACUGGGAGUUGUCUUUCCUGCGUGCGGAGCGUCUCUUGCUGGAGGGCAUAGAUGAGGACGGGGGCUGUCGCAUGAAAUGUUUACGGGUUCUACGACAGUUGAAAGAGGAUGUUUGGUGCCCAGGAACUCGUCCUGUAAUCACAUGUCAGCAUCUCCAGAUGGUUCUUCUCUGGGAGUGUGAACGGAACCCUUCCACAAAGUCAUGGUUGAAUUUUGCGUCCUGCUUUUUACGCCUUGUACGCAGGCUUCUGAAAUGUUCCAGGCAACGGUUCUUACGUCAUUACUUCAUCAAACGGGCAAAUCUACUAAAGUAUGCAGAUGCCACCCAGCUGGAGAUGCUGGCCGAUAAACUGGCCCGAUUCCUGGAGUGUCCAUCUCUAAAUAUCUCUGCAAACCAUGGCUGUUCCUCUGCUUGCUAAAACGGCUCCCGAGGAGCAAUGAACAUAUAACAUUGGCUGGUUCCAGUCAUUGAGUGAGCGGACUAUAUUCACCUGCUGACAUGGGACAGUCAGAUACCCAUCACUCAUCAACGCCUGAUCCGUCUCCACGUGAGAUCCUCCUAGGGGCACAUACAACACACUCAUUUAUUGUCUCUCAUAGAUGAACACCAAUACACAGCGACCACAGUGGGUGGUUUGGCACGUUGCUUUGAACUAUGAGAACGCUACUUCCUAGUGAUGAGAUACAUAUGGUGCCUCCCCACUGAAUGGCAGUGGAGGUAUCACCGGUCUGCCCAGCCCUGAUGGGUCCUGUGAGAUCCCCAGUGAAUGUGACAUAUGCCCCAGGGGUGGCGAGGUCCUGUUACCUGGGCCGGAGAUCUGUGUGACAGGGAAAACAGCGGUAUCAUUGCUCCUAAGACUGGGUGGGACAUUCACUGCCCUCUGACCCCCGCUAUGUGUAUGUGAAGGAUUUUAUAUUGUUAUAUUCACCCAAAGGCUUCAUCUUAUAAUAACCCAGUCUAGAAAUAAAAUACCAU
This is a messenger RNA of Pseudophryne corroboree (corroboree frog), 1901 nucleotides long. RefSeq names its product mab-21 like 3 (gene MAB21L3). Lineage: Eukaryota; Metazoa; Chordata; Amphibia; Anura; Myobatrachidae. The transcript has 6 exons. The record is from RefSeq and is a predicted model, not a curated record. The coding region runs from base 226 to 1344 and encodes 372 amino acids.